UAUAAAUACCAACCAUUCCUGCAAUGGCCGCCACGACUCGUGAAGAAACAACUGCGUGUGAGAGGCUCGGAAGCAAUCCCGCCGUGGAGAAGCUGAACCCCAAGGCUGACAUCAUGUCUCGUGAGCUGGUUGAUUUAACUCCAGGUCAGCUGCGUAAGCUAGCCGAUAUGAUCCAUCGACAAGAAGUGGAGAAACUUCAAGAGCUUAAGUUUCAGUCAUAUGCAGAGCAACAAAAGUAUCUCCAUGACGCCAAAUAUGCCCAUGACAAGGUGUGCAACAUCCUUGAGAGUACGCAAGAAAUGAUAACGCAAACUGAGGCUGAGAGGGACGUCACAAAGCAACAUAUUGCUAAGGAUGUCUAUGACUACUGCACCAAGGCCAUCCAAAUAUCCCUCCAAUUCAUCCGUAGUUACAACACACGUCUCGCCUACCUUGAAAAGCUCAAGAGCCACGGUGAUUAUCUCAUCAAGCAGCUAAAGUGGCUCAAUCCAGCCACGCAACAGAAGGAAGCUCAACGCCUUGCUCUUGAGGCCGGCAUGUACAAGAAAGCUACGCUUGAGAAUGCCAAAAAGUUUCAGCAUUUUGUACCAAAUCAAUUCUCAAAAUUGCUCAAGGAAAACAAGAUCAAGUUUGAGGAUCUCGUGCAAAGUAAUAUUGCUAAGCUUGGUUUUACGGGGCCUUUUAAAAAGUUGGAUGAUAUCAAAAAGCUACAGGUAUAUGAAAAUAUUAUUGCCGAAGCGGGCCAAGGAAAACCCGUGGUGACUUACUCAUUUGAAGCUUUGGGAAAAGUCGGUGUUGCACUUUUGGUUUUUACAGCAGCUGCAAUGGUGUGGGACAUAUACACAGCAGAGGAUAAGCUACAAGCAGCGGUUAGGGAUUCAGUGAAUGCGUUGACUGCUGUAGUUGCCCUUGAGGUCGGAGGUGUUGUUAAUGCUGCUGUAGACGCUGGAUUCGUAGCGCUUGACAUCGAAAUCGCUUCUGCAGUUGUCACUGUAAUUGGAGCAGUCGCCGGGUUCGGAGUUGGUGUGCUCAUUGGGAUUGCUACAAGUGCGCUGCUUGACACUAUUUUUAGUAGUGGAACUAGCAAGGUGAAGGUAACAGACGGGCUUACUGUUUGUCGUGUGGCUCCUAUGCCCGAUGGUCUCCAACUCGCUCGUCUGGUUAAGCAUAACUACCCUGACCUGUAAACUGAGUAUAUGCUACUAUGGUAGUACUACCCGGCUGUUGCUAUCUGCUGCUGCUGCCUACUAAUACUAUAUUGUUGUAUUGAAGGGAUAUAGUAUUUACCCUCCUGAAAUAAUCCCCCCGCGUGGCUCCUAUGCCCGAAGGGAUGUGUAUGUAAUAAGUACAUAAAGUGCAUGUUGUGCCCUCUGAAAAUAAUACCCCCGCGUUGUUGUA
Messenger RNA from Lolium rigidum, 1398 nucleotides. RefSeq lists its product as uncharacterized. The transcript has 4 exons. NCBI's taxonomy places the organism in Eukaryota, Viridiplantae, Streptophyta, Magnoliopsida, Poales, Poaceae. Bases 24 to 1187 code for a protein of 387 amino acids. The record is from RefSeq and is a predicted model, not a curated record.